Messenger RNA from Adineta ricciae, 228 nucleotides. The record is from the annotation of a GenBank genome assembly. Lineage: Eukaryota; Metazoa; Rotifera; Eurotatoria; Adinetida; Adinetidae.
AUGAUGGUACAUGCAACGCUACGACCACUAGAAUUAAUUGGUUGUGUACAGUUUAAGGGUGAUCGUCUCGAUGUUCGGAUCACAAUACACAAUGGAAGCCCUUCAUUAGAAAUGUUGCCAUCUGACAAACGUGUUGUCCAACUAUGGAAUGGUAAUCGAGUUGUUGAUAUCAAUUCAUUCAACUUCUUUCGUAAUAAGCUAUUGAAAAAUGCGUUCUAUCAAUUUUAA